CCCGACCUGCAGGGGUCAGGUGGACGAGCUCACCCACAUGGUGACCUUCAGCUUCAACAGCAGCAACAGCUGUGGGACGGUGGUCACGACCAACAACAGCCAAGUGAUCUACAAAAACACCAUCAUGACCCAGAACAGCUCCUCUGACAUCAUCACUCGUCACGACCAAGUCUACAUCGACUUCUCCUGCGUCCAAACUCAAGCGGACAUCAAGACUGAGACCUUCAGGAUCAGAGACAGCUCUGUGAUCCAGCACAUCACAUCUGGAGUUUGGGAUUACACUCUCACCAUGUGUGCAACCACUGAUGUUGGUCACACACAAGCUGCGCAGUCCAGCACUGAAGUGCAGCUGAUCCAGAAGAUCAGGGUGCAGCUGAAGACUGAUGGGCUGGAUGGCGACGUGGUCGUCGUGGUAACCGACUCCUGCUGGGCAACUGACCAGCCAUCACCCGACAGCACUCCGAGAUACGACCUGAUCAUAAAUGGCUGUGCCAACCCUGCUGACCAGACGGUGCAGGUGGAGGACAACGGACUGGGAACCUCCAACUACUUCUCCUUCAGUAUGUUCCAGUUUACUGGUAGCUCUGGUGAAGUUUUCCUGCACUGCGAACUGCACCUGUGCCCCAAACAGAACAACUGUGUCCCGACUUGUCCUGCAGGUGCUCGCAGACGCAGAUCUGCCAGGUCCAAAUAUGAAGGUGAAGCCUUCAUCAGCAUGGCCUGGACUCAUUAG
Messenger RNA from Pundamilia nyererei, 733 nucleotides. RefSeq names its product pancreatic secretory granule membrane major glycoprotein GP2-like. The record is from RefSeq and is a predicted model, not a curated record. Bases 38 to 733 code for a protein of 231 amino acids. The transcript has 5 exons. NCBI's taxonomy places the organism in Eukaryota, Metazoa, Chordata, Actinopteri, Cichliformes, Cichlidae.